UGCCUAAUACAGUUAGUGAGAGCUGGAGCUACUGUAAAUGCCUGUACAACACGUUUUGCCCAAACACCAGCCCAUAUUGCUGCUUUUGGAGGACAUCCUCAGUGCCUGAUCUGGUUGAUUCAAGCAGGGGCCAACAUAAACAAGCAGGCUCUUUGCAGAGAUGGAAAUUGCGUGAAAGAGAAGAAUGUUGGAGUGAUGUAGCUGUGAUGGUCCAGGAAAAAUGCCAAGAGGAUUAUGUUGGUGAAACUCCUAUUCAUAAAGCAGCACGGUCUGGUAGUAUGGAUUCCGUAAGUGCCCUUGUGGCUAAUGGAGCACAAAUAGAAUUGUCGCAUGGCAUUAACAAAGAAUACAUAAAGCACUUGAGAAAUGCCAGUGGCCUGACAGCAGCAGACCUUGCUCAUACCCAGGGCUUCCAAGAAUGUGCCCAGUUUCUCUUGAACCUCCAGAACUGUCACCUGAAUCAUUUCUAUAGUAAUGGCACUUUAAAUGGGGUUCAUCAGAAUGCAGGUUCCAAUCCUCUCAAUGGUGGGACAAGUCGAAAGAGAUCCUUUGAAGAUAUGGAGUCUGCUGGAUUAAAGAAAGCAAGGACUGAAGCUUACAAUUUUGAUGGCUUAUUACCAAUGGUGAACGGAGGAGUUGAGGAUGAUGCUGACAAUAUGCACAUUGAUAGAGAGUUUGCUGUUGUAUCAGAUAUGAAUAGCAGUAGUCCCAUAAUGAACGCAUUGACAAAUGGAUGUGCCAUCAAUGGACAUCUGGACUUCACCGGCACAGCACAGCUCAAUGGAAUGGAUACCAGGCGUGACGAAAGUUUAACAUUAGUUCCUGGAAUAACCUCUACCAAUAGGCAUAGAAUUCAUACCAGUAAUGGCACUGAGGAACCAGAAAAAGCCCUGAAUACUUCUACUGAUAUGUGUGGUUCCUUACAUCAGAAUGGAAGCCCAAGUAGCUUUGUAUCUAACAGGCCCUCGUGGGUGGAAGAUGUAGGAGAUACUUUGCACUAUGGACACUAUCAUGGUUUUGGGGAUACUGCUGAAAGUAUCCCUGAACUUAACAGUGUCCUUGAGCAUUCCAAUUCUGUUAAAGUUGAACAGAAAUACAAUAAUACUGUCCUAGGCACAAUGUAUCUUUAUCAUGGUUCCUAAAUCAAGUCUUGUUGUUUAUAUCAAAUGCAUAUUGAAAU
Molecule: messenger RNA, 1180 nt
Organism: Alligator sinensis (Chinese alligator)
Lineage: Eukaryota; Metazoa; Chordata; Crocodylia; Alligatoridae
Gene: ANKRD10
Product: ankyrin repeat domain 10
Exons: 7
Coding region: 207-1142 (311 amino acids)
Molecular function (GO): protein binding
Source: RefSeq, a predicted model, not a curated record